AUGCAGCCAAUAGUGGCAAACAUUGGUGAUGACAUCAUUUUGCCAUGUUACCUGGAGCCUGGGGUGGAUGCUUCUGCCAUGACGCUGGAGUGGACGAGAUCGGACCUGAAUCCUAUAUUCGUCCAUGUUCGGCGUUCUGGUCAGGACCUUGCUAGUGCUCAAAACCCAUCGUACAGAGGAAGAACUUCAGUGUCUAUUGAUGAAAUGAAGAAGGGAAACAUUUCAAUGAAAAUCUCCAAAGUGAAACCUUCUGAUGCGGGGAGAUACAAAUGCUUCAUUCCAAAACUGAAUAAAGAGUCUUUCAUUCAGCUUGUUGUUGGUGCUGUUUCUUCGCCUGCCAUUAAUUUAGCAGGGAUCGAUAGAGACAAAGAGGGAGUGGUUCUCCAGUGUGAGUCUUCUGGCUGGUAUCCAGAGCCUGAGGUGUUGUGGCUGGACGGUGAGGGAAAGCUCCUCUCUGCUGGACCUACAGAGACAGUCAGAGGUCCUGAUGACCUCUAUACUGUCAGCAGCAGAGUGACUGUGGAGAAGAGACACAGCAACAGCUUCACCUGUAGAGUCCACCAGAAGGACAUUAACCACACCACAGAGACACAAAUCACUGUUCCAGAUGAUUUCUUUAAUGUCCAGUCCAGUCCUGCUCCUCUCGUCACUGGUUUGGCUGAGGAGCAGCAGAGGAGGAAGGAGGCUGAGGAGGAAGUUCAGACCCUGAAAGAGAAGCUGGAGACACAGAAGAAAGAGUUUGAAAAUAAAUCAGCUGAAGUCCAGCAGCUCAAAGAUGAAAAGCAGAGACAUGAGAACGAGCUGCAGACUCUGAGGACUGAAAAUCAAAAGUUGAAAGAUGACCUGGAGACUCUGGAGACCAAAUGCAAGCAAACAAUCUACAGACUUCUACGUCCUUCUUUCUAA
Messenger RNA from Centropristis striata (black sea bass), 906 nucleotides. RefSeq names its product butyrophilin subfamily 1 member A1-like. NCBI's taxonomy places the organism in Eukaryota, Metazoa, Chordata, Actinopteri, Perciformes, Serranidae. The record is from RefSeq and is a predicted model, not a curated record. The transcript has 7 exons. The coding region runs from base 1 to 906 and encodes 301 amino acids.